Messenger RNA from Galeopterus variegatus (Sunda flying lemur), 4692 nucleotides. RefSeq names its product dystrophin-like. Gene Ontology annotation, molecular function: protein binding. The transcript is spliced from 30 exons. Gene Ontology annotation, cellular component: plasma membrane. The annotation marks the transcript as partial. Gene Ontology annotation, biological process: synaptic signaling. NCBI's taxonomy places the organism in Eukaryota, Metazoa, Chordata, Mammalia, Dermoptera, Cynocephalidae. The record is from RefSeq and is a predicted model, not a curated record.
GUACUGGGAGAUCGAUGGGCAAACAUUUGUAGGUGGACAGAAGACCGCUGGGUUCUUUUACAAGAUAUUCUUCUAAAAUGGCAACGUUUUACUGAAGAACAGUGCCUUUUUAGUGCAUGGCUUUCAGAAAAAGAAGAUGCAGUUAACAAGAUUCACACAACUGGCUUUAAGGAUCAAAAUGAAAUGUUAUCAAGUCUUCAAAAACUUGCUGUUUUAAAAGCAGAUUUAGAAAAGAAAAAGAAAACCAUGGACAAACUCUCUUCACUCAACCAAGAUCUUCUUGCAACACUGAAAAAUAAGUCAGUAACCCAAAAGAUGGAAGCAUGGCUGGAAAACUUUGCCCAGCGUUGGGAUAAUUUAGUACAAAAACUUGAAAAGAGUUCAUCACAGAUUUCACAGGCUGUCACCACCACUCAGCCAUCACUAACACAGACAACUGUAAUGGAAACGGUAACUAUGGUGACCACGAGGGAGCAAAUCCUUGUAAAGCAUGCCCAAGAGGAACUUCCACCACCACCUCCCCAAAAGAAGAGACAGAUUAUUGUGGAUUCUGAAAUUAGGAAAAGGUUGGAUGUUGAUAUAACUGAACUUCAUAGUUGGAUUACUCGCUCGGAAGCUGUGUUGCUGAGUCCUGAAUUUGCAAUCUAUCGGAAGGAAGGCAGCUUUUCAGACCUUAAAGAAAAAGUCAAUGCCAUAGAGCGAGAAAAAGCCGAGAAGUUCAGAAAACUGCAAGAUGCCAGCAGAUCAGCUCAGGCCCUGGUGGAACAGAUGGUGAAUGAGGGUGUUAAUGCUGACAGCAUCAAACAAGCCUCGGAACAACUGAACAGCCGGUGGAUCGAGUUCUGCCAGUUGCUAAGUGAGAGACUUAACUGGUUGGAGUAUCAGAACAGCAUCAUCACUUUCUAUAAUCAGCUACAACAAUUGGAGCAGAUGACAACUACUGCUGAAAAUUGGUUGAAAACCCAACCCACCAUCACAUCAGAGCCAACAGCAAUUAAAAGCCAGUUAAAAAUGUGUAAGGAUGAAGUCAACCGGCUGUCAGCUCUUCAGCCUCAAAUUGAGCGAUUAAAAAUUCAAAGCAUAGCUCUGAAAGAGAAAAGACAAGGGCCAAUGUUCCUGGAUGCAGACUUUGUGGCCUUUACAAAUCAUUUUAACCAAGUCUUUGCUGAUGUGCAAGCCAGAGAGAAAGAGCUACAGACAAUUUUUGACACUUUGCCACCCAUGCGCUAUCAAGAGACAAUGAGUGCCAUCCGAACAUGGAUCAAGCAGUCAGAAUCCAAACUCUCUAUACCUCAACUUAGUGUCACCGAAUACGAAAUCAUGGAGCAAAGACUUGCAGAGUUGCAGGCUUUACAAAGUUCUCUGCAAGAGCAACAAAGUGGCCUAAACUAUCUCAGUACCACUGUGAAAGAGAUGUCAAAGAAAGCGCCCUCUGAAAUUAGCCAGAAAUAUCAAUCAGAAUUUGACGAUAUUGAGGGACGCUGGAAGAAGCUCUCCUCCCAGCUGGUUGAACAUUGUCAGAAGCUAGAGGAGCAAAUAAAUAAACUCCGAAAAAUUCAGAAUCACAUAAAAACCCUGAAGAAAUGGAUGGCUGAAGUUGACGUUUUCCUGAAGGAGGAAUGGCCUGCCCUUGGGGAUUCAGAAAUUCUAAAAAAGCAGCUGAAACAGUGCAGACUUCUAGUCAAUGAUAUUCAGACAAUUCAGCCCAGUCUAAACAGUGUCAAUGAAGGUGGACAGAAGAUAAAGAAUGAAGCGGAGCCAGGGUUUGCGUCCAGACUUGAGACAGAACUCAGAGAACUUAACACUCAGUGGGAUCACAUGUGCCGACAGGUCUGUGCGAGAAAAGAAGCCUUAAAGGGAGGUUUGGAUAAAACUAUAAGCCUUCAGAAAGAUCUAUCAGAGAUGCAUGAAUGGAUGACGCAAGCUGAAGAAGAAUAUCUAGAGAGAGAUUUCGAAUAUAAAACUCCGGAUGAAUUACAGACAGCAGUUGAAGAGAUGCAGAGAGCUAAAGAAGAGGCCCAGCAAAAAGAAACAAAAGUGAAACUCCUUACUGAGACUGUAAAUAGUGUCAUAGCUCAAGCUCCUCCUGUAGCACAAGAGGCCUUAAAAAAGGAACUUGACACUCUAACCACCAACUACCAGUGGCUCUGCACCAGGCUGAAUGGAAAAUGCAAGACAUUGGAAGAAGUGUGGGCAUGUUGGCAUGAGUUAUUGUCAUACUUGGAGAAGGCAAACAAGUGGCUAAAUGAAGUAGAAUUCAAACUUAAAACCACUGAAAAUGUUCCUGGUGGAGCUGAGGAAAUCUCAGAGGUGCUAGACUCACUUGAAAAUUUGAUGCAACAUUCAGAGGAUAACCCGAAUCAGAUUCGCAUAUUGGCACAGACCCUAACAGAUGGAGGAGUUAUGGAUGAAUUGAUCAAUGAGGAACUUGAGACAUUUAAUUCUCGUUGGAGGGAACUACAUGAAGAGGCCGUAAGGAGGCAAAAGUUGCUUGAACAGAGUAUCCAGUCUGCCCAGGAGAUCGAAAAAUCCUUACACUUAAUUCAGGAGUCCCUCGCAUCCAUUGACAAGCAGUUGUCAGCUUAUAUUGCCGACAAAGUGGACGCGGCUCAAAUGCCUCAGGAAGCCCAGAAAAUCCAGUCGGAUUUAACAAGUCAUGAGAUAAGUUUAGAGGAAAUGAAGAAACAUAACCAAGGGAAGGAUGCUGCCCAAAGGGUCCUAUCUCAAAUUGAUGUUGCACAGAAAAAAUUGCAAGAUGUCUCCAUGAAGUUUCGAUUAUUCCAGAAACCAGCCAAUUUUGAGCAGCGUCUACAGGAAAGUAAGAUGAUUUUAGAUGAAGUAAAGAUGCACUUGCCUGCGUUGGAAACAAAGAGUGUUGAACAGGAAGUAGUACAGUCACAAUUAAAUCAUUGUGUGAACUUGUAUAAAAGUCUGAGUGAAGUGAAAUCUGAAGUGGAAAUGGUGAUAAAAACUGGACGUCAGAUUGUACAGAAGAAACAGACGGAAAACCCCAAAGAGCUUGAUGAAAGAGUAACAGCUUUGAAAUUGCAUUAUAAUGAGCUGGGUGCAAAGGUAACAGAAAGAAAGCAACAGUUGGAGAAAUGCUUGAAGUUGUCCCGUAAGAUGCGAAAGGAAAUGAAUGUCUUGACAGAAUGGCUGGCAGCUACAGAUAUGGAAUUGACCAAAAGAUCAGCAGUUGAAGGAAUGCCUAGUAAUUUGGAUUCUGAAGUUGCCUGGGGAAAGGCUACUCAGAAGGAGAUUGAGAAACAGAAAGUUCACCUGAAAAGUGUCACAGAGCUGGGAGAGGCCCUGAAAAUGGUUUUGGGCAAGAAGGAGACCUUGGUGGAAGACAAGCUCAGUCUUCUGACUAGUAACUGGAUAGCUGUCACUUCCCGAGCAGAAGAGUGGUUAAACCUUUUGCUGGAAUAUCAGAAACACAUGGAAAGCUUUGACCAGAAUGUGGAUCACAUCACAAAGUGGAUCACUCAGGCUGACAUACUUUUGGAUGAAUCUGAGAAAAAGAAACCCCAGCAAAAAGAAGACAUUCUUAAGCGUUUAAAGGCUGAAAUGAAUGAUAUGCGCCCAAAGGUGGACUCCACGCGUGACCAAGCAGCAAACUUGAUGGCAAACCGCGGCAACCACUGCAGGAAAGUAAUAGAGCCCCAAAUCUCAGAGCUCAAUCAUCGAUUUGCAGCCAUUUCUCACAGAAUUAAGACUGGAAAGGCCUCCAUUCCUUUGAAGGAAUUGGAGCAGUUUAACUCCGAUGUACAAAAAUUGCUUGAACCACUGGAGGCUGAAAUUCAGCAGGGGGUGAAUCUGAAAGAGGAAGACUUCAAUAAAGAUAUGAGUGAAGACAAUGAGGGUACUGUAAAAGAAUUGUUGCAAAGAGGAGACAACUUACAACAAAGAAUCACAGAUGAGAGAAAGCGAGAGGAAAUAAAGAUAAAACAGCAGCUGUUACAGACAAAACAUAAUGCUCUCAAGGAUUUGAGGUCUCAAAGAAGAAAAAAGGCUCUAGAAAUUUCUCAUCAGUGGUAUCAGUACAAGAGGCAGGCUGAUGAUCUUCUGAAAUGCUUGGAUGACAUUGAAAAAAAAUUAGCCAGCCUACCUGAACCCAGAGAUGAAAGGAAAAUAAAGGAAAUUGACCGUGAAUUGCAGAAGAAGAAAGAGGAGCUGAAUGCAGUGCGUAGGCAAGCUGAGGGCUUGUCUGAGGAUGGGGCCGCAAUGGCAGUGGAGCCAACUCAGAUCCAGCUCAGCAAGCGCUGGCGGGAAAUUGAGAGCAAAUUUGCUCAGUUUCGAAGACUCAACUUUGCACAAAUUCACACUGUCCGUGAAGAAACAAUGAUGGCAAUGACUGAAGACAUGCCUUUGGAAGUUUCUUAUGUGCCUUCUACUUAUUUGAUUGAGAUCGCUCAUGCCUCGCAAGCCCUAUCAGAAGUGGAACAACUUCUCAAUGCUCCUGACCUCUGUGCUAAAGAUUUUGAAGAUCUCUUUAAACAAGAGGAGUCUCUGAAGAACAUAAAAGAAAGUCUGCAACAAAUCUCAGGUUGGAUUGACAUUAUCCACAACAAGAAGACAGCAGCAUUGCAAAGCGCCACACCUAUAGAAAGGGUGAAGCUACAGGAAGCUCUCUCACAGCUGGAUUUCCAAUGGGAAAAAAUUAACAAAAUGUACAAGGACCGACAAGGGUAG